AUGGAACCGCCAGAACUCGUUCGUUGGUCGCCUCCAGAAAACGAUAACACAAACGCUGAACUGUUUGACUUUGAACUCGGUGGCAAAGACGACAGCUUCGACCUUGAACAACAAGCACACGAAGUAAGAAAACGGGUGGUUGGAUUGCUACAGGAAAGAAAUAGGUUACUGGUAAGAAUAAGAGAGCUACAAUCGCGAAAUACUUGGUCAAAGGAAGGUGAUUCGUGCGAAGGAAUUGUCAGCCAGGACGAAUGGAUAAGAACACGGAUGAAAUCCGAGACCGGUUCGGACUCGAGUACUACCGAUGACAGGGGUAUAAGAAAAUUCUCUUCUUGUGGUUCAAACUACGGACAGGAAUACUGGCAAGGGCGAGGUGUUCGUCUUAGCCAAGAAAGCGGGGUCGAAGACAGCGACUCUACAGAUUUUGAGGCAUUUUCUGCUGAGGACCAAGACCUGAUUCACAGUCUACAGAAAGCCAAUCAACACCUUCACUCAGCUAUUGAACACCUUCAGCAAAUAAGUAAUUCCAAGGACAUAUAUGAAGAUACUUUUGAUGAUGUGAAUGAAGACACUUUAAUAAGAAGACAGCUGGGUGAACUUGUUACCGAAACCAAGCAGUAUGAAAAAGUACUGAGAAUCAAAGACCCUGAACUAUCAAAGCAACUUGAUGAAUAUUUAAAGAACUUCCUUUCAGAAGAGGAAAUACAACUGCUUGCUGAGACAGAGACCAACAUGAGCGAUGAAUUAAGUGCUGCAAGUAAAGAGUGUGGGGUACAAACUGAUGGACUUGAUUGCAACCUACCAAAUGGAGAAGUACCAAGUUCACAAGUUGUUGCAGAAUGUGUAAAAGAAGAAAGAAAAAAAACCACAACACUGGGAAAAGAAUGCAGUGACCUUAGGGAAAAGUUGAAAGAAGUAACAGCAGAAAAAAACAAGCUAGAAGAAGAAAAUCACCAGCUCCACGAACACUACGCCAAUCAAGAGGCUGCCUUGCAAAUACAAGUGGAGAAACUACAAGAAGAAGUCAAACAUUACCAGAACGUGAUCAUAGAGUUUCAGGCAUGCGAAGCAACCAGGAAAAGUGAGGUUGACCAGGUGCUUUUGCAGGCGCGGGAUGUCUUGGAGCGGGAACGACAAGAAAAAUACGCUUCUAUCUCAGAGCAAAAUGCGCUGAGAAGACAGAUCGAAAAUCUAUCGAAGACCAUGAAAUCAAUGCAGUUUAAGAACGAAGAACUCGUUCGAUUCCAGUACAACCAGGAAGACCAAGUUGACGAUUUCAAGCGGCUGAAAAAGUUGAUUCAAGACAAUGGGCUGCCGACGAUCGAGCAAGUGAUUGUGCUGCAAAGACAGAAUGAGUCGUACAGGGAGGAGCUUAUGAAUGAGCGCAAGGAGAAAGAGAGGCUGCUUUCAAUCAAGGACAAGCUCCGACGGGACCUGGACUCCACCCAGUCGCGUAUCUCAUCGCUACAAGAACAGGUGUACAAAUACCGGGAGCACAUCUACUUUCUGCAACAACGUGCUAAACAAGACAACCCGGGCAGUCCACUUAUCCCUACCCCAUCCUUUGAGCCCAUCCCACCUCCCUCCCCCACAUCUCUGGCCAACGCCUCCCGUCUCUAUGGCAACAACGCUCAACAGUACAUCAACGAGAGUCUGUUACAGAGUAACGCAGCAGCCGCAGCGUCACGCAAGUACCCGCUAAUGCCUUUCCCUGAGGGAAAAAAGGGGCCACCUGGGAAACAUGGAGGAGCGGACGUCAGUAGCAAGCAGUGGUCAAACUACAUGCCGCAGCAACAGAACGCCUACCAGGGCGGUGGCAAGUUUGGGCGACAGUUAUCGCUGGACGCGGGGGACUGGAAACAGCGCAGCAACCAAGGCCAAGUGUGGUCCACGGACAACUCGUUCAACCCGCAACCCACCCGUCAUAACUCGUCGAGUAGUUACUCGUCGAUGCGGUCUAGCUCGUCACUUGGCAGUGGCUCGUCCGAUGAGGGCCUGGACACAAAUCUCGAGAAACCUGGGCAGUAUGGGGUUGCUGGGCGAAGGCAGAACGGGAGGACUAGUGACGAGUUCAGACCCAUGCAAAACUACGGUCCCCCUGCAUCAACUUUCGAGGCUUGGCCGCGCCAGAGCGUCUCUAACAACCGCAUGCCAAAUCCGCGCAGUACCCGUCGCUAUCCCUCCCCCGUGGGGAACGGAAUGCGCUCUCCAUCAGACUUUUGGACACCUCAACAACAAGCCGUCGCUGUCCCCAAACCAUGGCAGACUCAGGUCGACCACACCCAAUAUGGCGGCGAGGCAAUACAAACUGGCAUGAGGCAGUCCGCGGACCCAUGGCAACAGUCCACUACGCUGGCCACAUCGCAGGCUCAAAGUGUCGCGGUCACUUCCGCCGGAAAUGAGACAAGCUCGUUUGGUGGUUUUGGGGGAGGCCAUUAAGAUAAGUGUGCGGUAGUCAGCUGAUAUAUUACGUAAUGCGAAUUAGUAUUAGACAUAUAAAUAGAAAUUAUUAGCUAUUUAACUGGUUCGAAUGAAUUUUGUACUGUGUACAUCAAAUAGAAGUAUAGUACCCAUCUUUUGUAUCUAUAGAUUGAAAUAUGAAUUAGAAUAGUUUAUAGUAGGCUUGCAUAUAAUAGUUUACAAUAUAUUGUUCAGUAUCUGGACUUACUUAGAGUAGAGUUAUGUCAAGAAUUAUGUGUGUAUCAAAAAAAAUAGCAGCCUAAUAGUAGCUGAAUAGUCUAAUGUAAAAAAAAACGCGCACUGUUAUUUUGUAGUUCUAUCAUUUUUAUAUCCCAUUGUUCAACUAUAUGUAUUGUGUUUUAGAAGAUAUCCUCGCCUGUAAUAAGUUUGAGGUUUAGCACUCAUCAUUUAGUCAAAUUCGCUUUGAGCGUUUUUUUCUCUCUCAGAAUACGCAGGUUUUGAGGAAUUCGUCUCACUUUGAGAUUGGUUGAGAGAUCGCACCUAGCGCUUUGCCGAAUUCGCCUUCGUUAUUAUGUGUGCACCAGGCUUAGGGUAAGUUUGGCAAAGGGAAGUGGAAUAAUAACGAGAGGAAGAGGAACGAAACGCGUAAUUAUGGGAAGAGAGACGGGAGAGUUGUUACUUAACAAUGAGUGAAUGAUGUCUUGUGUCGUGGAGAGAAGGGCAAGGGGGGUAGAGAUUGUUAUGUGAGCAAGUAUUAACAGUUGAUUGACGUAGUGGAAACUAUGAAAGGAAAAAAAGUGACAAUAAGAUGAACCCAGCUUUCUAUACUCAUUAAGUUGUCAACACUAAUUGACCGUUCUUGCCACUCACAAUUAGGGAAGUCAAAACUUGUAUAAUAGAAACGUUUAUACAUUUGUAUCACGAAGUAGAUUUAGAAUGUGUCCGUGUUCUAUAUUAAUCACCAGAUUUAUUUUUCUAUCAAAGAAUAUUUCUAUAGUAUCAAUCGAGUAAUAUUUAUGCAUCUGAUGCGCUAUUCCGUAUAUUUGUUGAGGUAUCUUAGGAAGAUAGUCUUAAUACUAUUUAAACAGUCGUCAGUGCAAAAAGGACUUUGUACGACUGUGUGAUUGAGUGAUAAAGAGAAAAUUACAGUGAUCAACAUUUAGAAAUAUAUUAGUAUCAGUAUUAUUUUUUGUUUCAUGUAGUUCUUUUCCAUUUGGAAUUACUAAUUCCGUUGCUACGCGUGCACCAAUAAAAUUUUUUGGACACCUCUUUCGCGCGCUUUUUUUCGCGCGCUUUUUCGCUGCCACCAAAAAAAAUUUUUUUCAUUAUUCUUUUUGUUGUAAGAAUCGAUUCUGGUUUAGUCUUUGCUGCAUGCACAGUAGUAGCUUCGGCAAUUAUCUUUUACCCUUUAACUAACUUCAAAAGGUAAAGGAAAUACGCGACUUACACUAACGGAUCCCGUGACUUUUUGAGUGGCAUAUUCAAGUCAAAAUAAACAAAGAAAUUACUGUGCCCAUCACGCCAGAGAAAGAAGAAAAAAUAAAAUCUUUUAAUAGAAUAAGUCCUUUCUGACAAAAAAAUAAGAAGUUAUUAGGUUGAUAGCCUGAGCGUGCGCGUGUUCGCAACCUAAAAAGUCACGUGAUCUGUUAGUGCAAAUCGCCUAUUGCCGCACUUAAUUUUAAUUUUUCUAUCUGUAGUUCCGAUUAUUUAUUGUUCUAGAUAAUUUAGUUCAAAAAAGGCAUAGCAUUUCUUCUAAGUAGCCCUGUAUCAAUGACGCAGGCAAACCUCGGGAAACAGUGUUUUCUACUAACAUGUAAAAGCGGCAUAAAAAUAUAAGAACCUGAAUGCUAUAUCGUCAAGUCAAUCUAAUGUUUAACCUAAAUGUAAUUGCAACUCAAAUGAUUUUGGACUUAAAUGACAGAGUAGCAUGUCCUUGAUAAUAUCCCAAAAGUUCCCCAAAGUUUUCUUGGGGUGGACAUCCCGAAAUUCGUCGCACUCCCGACGAGAUCGCUCUGCCAGUGUGCUCAUGAAUACCAAUAAUCAAAGAUGGCCGACAAAAGAAAUUGUUAAUUGUCAAAUAUGGAGAUGAUCCCCAAGAGAACUUUGGAGAACCUUUGGGAUGUUGUUUGGAAUGCUUGUCUUAUCAUUUAACAAUAAAAUUGUCUGUGUUGCAAUUGCUUUUAGGUUCGUAGAUUGCCUGGGCUAAGCGUUGAUGAAUGUUCUUACAAGUGAGGCGUUCCAUUGGUUCACGAAAAGCCAAUAAAACGAACAGUAUCAUUAGAUACAAAAAGGUUUAAGAAAAAAAUACUUGAUGUUUCUUAACAAUAUCUCAAAACGAUAUAUUCAGUUUUCAGUAGGUUUUACAAAAAUCGUAGCUAUUUUAUAUUUGCUAUUAGGGAUUUUCGAGAGAGAGAAAUUAUUGACUUUUUUCAGAUCUAGAAUUAUUUUAUUAUUCGAACAAUAUGAUUAUUGAUUAAUAUAUUCUCAUACUUUACUUUAAUGAACUCUGGUACUGUGUUGCAAGGAGGUAUCCAUAACCUUCGGACUAACAGUUUAGUUAUAGAUCACAAAAUAGUUUUUUUUGGGAGGGGUGAGUUCUCAAUGAUACAGGCUGGAGAUGAGAUAUGUCUUUAAGAUUUCCAUGUUUUGGAAUAUUUAUUUAAUCGAUAAGAUAACUUUGGCUGGUGAAAAGUGUGUUGCUUUGCUAUCCACGAAGGGGGUGCUUCCCCUCCUAAAGGAUUCAAAUAUUUUUAUAGUUCGACA
Nematostella vectensis (starlet sea anemone) is the source of this 5184-nucleotide messenger RNA. RefSeq lists its product as uncharacterized. The record is from RefSeq and is a predicted model, not a curated record. The coding region runs from base 1 to 2439 and encodes 812 amino acids. NCBI's taxonomy places the organism in Eukaryota, Metazoa, Cnidaria, Anthozoa, Actiniaria, Edwardsiidae. The transcript is spliced from 9 exons.